ACAUUUUUUCUGUAAAUGGGAGAACAGUGCACUCAAGGAGACAUGGAUCUAACUUGGCAAGAGAUCAUGUCCAUUACUGAAUUACAGGGGCUGGAUAUGCACCCAGAGUCUGCAUAUAAUACUGAAUAUGGAUGUCAGCCACCCGCAGUGCAGUUUUUUGGAUACAGUCUCGGUAAUAACCCGAGAGAUAGUAUUUUGCCAAAUGUAAGCCAAGGCAUGCCAAACUUUGAUCGACUUCACUUGGAACCCAUUUCUCCACAAGCUCAGCAAGUUCCUACUCUUUCCUUGGUUUCUGAAUAUGGUCCAACGUCCUACACAGGAAUGUUAAUGUCAAAUGUCUCUCAAACUGGUGCCAUUAAUCACUAUCCUUCAAAGCUUGUACCUACAAAUGGGAUGAGUGCUCCAGAUCAUAGAGCGAUGCCAGAUGCUUGUGUAAAUGGUGUCCAUUCUCUACACCAGCACUGUAAAGGCCAAGAUGAUUUUGAAACAGACUCUGGCUUAUCUUUGAACUUCAGUGAUGGUGAAUCAAUUGAAAUAGAGAACAUAGAUACGCAGAAGAUGCAGCCAGACUUUAUGGAAAUAAUUACGCCACAUGUCUAUCAAAGCCAGUAUCAUAUGGCUACAAACUUCACACAGUCUUUUAUGGAACACAACAUGUGCGAAACCCAAACCUACAUUACAUCUCGAACGCAAGAACUGGUCUGCAGUAGGGAUGAGCGAAGAGCAGUCACUAUGCAAAUUCCAUUUCCUAUAGAGAGAAUCAUCAAUCUACCUGUAGAGGAGUUUAAUGAACUUCUGUCACACUACACAUUAACAGAAUCACAGCUGGCUUUGGUUAGAGACAUUCGUAGACGCGGGAAGAAUAAAGUCGCUGCUCAAAAUUGCCGCAAGCGCAAAAUGGAGAACAUUGUCAUCUUGGAAAGAGAAAUAGAGCAGUUGAGAACAGAGCGAGAAGGACUGCACAGGGAACGAGAGGAUGUGGAAAGGGUUAUAGGAGAAGUGAAGACCAAUUUGAAAGUGCUUCAGCAGGAGUUAUACAGCAUUUUACAGAAUCAGGGAAGUCAGUUCUAUAAUGAGGACCUUUUGUUCAAACAGACACCAGAUGCCAGUAUUCCCUUCCCUGCAAAUUAG
This is a messenger RNA of Nanorana parkeri, 1131 nucleotides long. RefSeq names its product nuclear factor, erythroid 2 (gene NFE2). The coding region runs from base 16 to 1131 and encodes 371 amino acids. The transcript is spliced from 2 exons. Lineage: Eukaryota; Metazoa; Chordata; Amphibia; Anura; Dicroglossidae. Gene Ontology annotation, biological process: regulation of transcription by RNA polymerase II. The record is from RefSeq and is a predicted model, not a curated record. Gene Ontology annotation, cellular component: nucleus. Gene Ontology annotation, molecular function: RNA polymerase II cis-regulatory region sequence-specific DNA binding; DNA-binding transcription factor activity, RNA polymerase II-specific.